Messenger RNA from Aspergillus homomorphus CBS 101889, 609 nucleotides. RefSeq lists its product as uncharacterized. The record is from RefSeq and is a predicted model, not a curated record. Bases 1 to 609 code for a protein of 202 amino acids. The transcript has a single exon. NCBI's taxonomy places the organism in Eukaryota, Fungi, Ascomycota, Eurotiomycetes, Eurotiales, Aspergillaceae.
AUGCCCCCCAACCGAAUACCUCUACCACCCCAAACCCUCAGAAUCAGAACCACCCCCCGCGACUUCACCAGCCUCCCCUCAACCUACAACUACACGCCAAAUCUCGCUCCAGGCACAAUAGUCGGCAUAGUCCUCGGCAGCGUCCUCGGCUUCUUACUAGUGAUUUACCUCCUCUACCUAUCCCUCAAUUCGGGCCGGAAAUUCUCCCCCUCAACUACAGUCGGAGGAGGCAGCACGAUCCUAUCCCCCAGCUCCGAAGAAUCCCGAUCGGAGAUCAUCGUGGAAGAGAACCUGAGUUCGCGGUCGCCUGGGACGCGCUCGCACCGGCAUUCGCGCCGUGGUGGCGGGCGGCGACGGAGGAGAGAGGAGAUUGAGGAGGAGGAGUACAUCCCGCCUUCGGCGCACAGACAUCAUCCGGAAAUGGUGGAGGGGAGUGCGUUGUCGAGUGAACGGUCGGAUAUGGUGACUGUUUUGGAGGAGCAUUCUAGUGUUGAGGGAAGAAAACCGCCGCGGCGGGCGAGGGGCGCCGGGGGUCAUGGGAAGGGGUAUCGGGCUGUGGAUUUGGAUGCCCCUGAGGGGUUGUCUGUUGAUGGGAGUUUGAGGUCUUAG